Ixodes scapularis (black-legged tick) is the source of this 1245-nucleotide messenger RNA. RefSeq names its product neprilysin-1-like. Gene Ontology annotation, cellular component: plasma membrane. Gene Ontology annotation, molecular function: metalloendopeptidase activity. The transcript is spliced from 10 exons. Bases 1 to 1245 code for a protein of 414 amino acids. Gene Ontology annotation, biological process: protein processing. The record is from RefSeq and is a predicted model, not a curated record. Lineage: Eukaryota; Metazoa; Arthropoda; Arachnida; Ixodida; Ixodidae.
AUGGCACACCUCCACCUGUCCGAACAGAUGGCAGAGUACGAAGUGCGGAAGUACGAGGACCUUCAGUUUCUCCACCCGUUGCUGAUUGGACUAUACGGGUCGACCCAGGCCGUUGGCUUCGGCACUAGAGUCUUGGUGAAGAAUCCCAAGUUCCUAAGAAAACUAGAAGAACUGCUAGAACAUAACAGGAUUCAGCUGCACCAGUACAUGGUGGUGCUCUCCCUGCUUCACCUGUCACCCUUCCUGCGGGUGGUCGAGCCGGUCGGCCUGUUUCUCAGCUCUCUUAACGGCCUGCCGAUCUCGCCUGAUUUGCCCAACCGGGAGACCCUUUGCCUGCACUUGGCUGAACGAACGCUUCCCAACUUGCUUCAGAUGGCCUACGAGAGGAUCUUCAAUAGCAGCCUCCUUUUCGACGAACUCAUGGGAGACGUCAUGGUGGAGGAGGUGAGGAACGCUCUUUUGGAGCACAUCCAGUCACUGAACUUGAUGGAUGCCUGGACCAAGGUAGUCGCCAAGAUCAAGACGAAGAACGCCAAGGUGUACUCAUUCUACCCCGUCGCCCUCGCACAACCGGCCACCCUGGCCGACUACGUUGCUAAGGUGGACGUGCCCGUAGGAUUCUUCAACAUUUCGGUGCCUACCAACCCUAGAGAAAGGAUGUUUCACGUCCCUCGUGCAGCUCCGCGCUUAGUAGGCUGCUUCCUGCGGGUACUUCUUGAGAACAUCAACUUUUACGAGCCGGAAGGUCCGUGGUGGACCGAGAAGACGAGGGCCCUGGUUGAGGAACGUACGAGCUGCCUCCAGCGGAGCCACGAAGCCCUUGCGGACGCGAAGCAUCCCCAGAGGAAGGCCUACGACCCCCCGUACUUGGGCGGGCUCAACCACCUGGAGGACACGCUGAGCGUGCGAGUCGCGCUCAAGGUCUACGACGACCUGCUGUACACGAACCGCUACCUCGACCGCGACUACCGGCUGGUGGGCGCCGAACACAUCUCCUCCAAGCAGCUUUUCUUCAUCUACUUCGCGCGGAGCAUGUGCGAGGUUCCAGACACCCUCGACAGGUUCAUGAACUCCCACCUUUCAUCGAAGAACAAUGGAAUAUACCGGGUGAACGUGGCCCUGAUGAACAAUCGCGAAUUCGCCGACGCUUUCGGGUGCGCAGCCGGCACCCGGAUGGCACCUGCUGAACCCUGCUCCGUCUGGAAAUGCAACAGCGGAUUGUGCGCGGGAAACCGACUGGCGUAA